AUGGAGGGAGUGAAGGUGGAGGAGGAGGAGUACUGGCACUCGGAGACCGUGGACAAGGUCCUGGAGCUGCAGGAGUCGAAGAAGGAUGGGCUCACGCACCAGGAAGCUCAGAAGCGCCUGGAGGUGUACGGCAAGAACGAGAUGACGCCUCCUCCCAAGAUAGGCUUCUUGAUGAAGCUGUUCCUGCAGAUCAACAACAUCCUUAUCUACAUCCUCAUAGCGGCAGCCAUCGUGUCCGGGGUGCUCAAGGAGUACGCCGAGGUGGCCCUGAUUGUUGGCGUCGUCGUCCUCAACGUCACGAUCGGUAUGAUCCAAGAAGGGAAGGCGGAGAAGGCGGCGGAGGCGAUCAAGGGCAUGCUGUCGGCCAAGGCUACCGUCAUCCGAGAUGGGCAGCCGACGGAGGUCCCAGCUAGCGACGUGGUCCCUGGUGACGUGGUGUCGAUCAAGGCGGGAGACGCGGUGCCGGCUGACCUGCGCAUGUUCGAGACGAGCAACCUCAAGAUCCUGGAGGCGAUGCUGACUGGGGAGAGCAACCCGAUCAGCAAGCACACGCACGAGAUCAGCGGGGGAAAGACCGUCGCGCUGGGAGAUCGCAAGAACAUGGCGUUCUCUGCAACGACGGUGCAGGCGGGGCAGGGGAAGGGGAUCGUGGUGGGGACGGGAGACGCGGCUGAGAUCGGCAAGAUCAGCUCCAUGGUGAGUGAGCAGGAGUCAGUCAAGACGAACCUUAUGAUUCAGCUCGAGAUCUUCGGACGAUGGGUCUCGUUGUUCGUGUUCGUGAUCGCUGCAGUCACGUUCACCCUGGCCAAGGUCAUGGCUGAGGAGAGCGUCGGCACUGCGUUCCAGUCCGCCGUCUCCAUUGCUGUCGCCAUCAUCCCCGAGGGCCUUCCUGCUGUCGUCACCAUCUCCCUUGCGCUGGCCAUGCAGCUCCUGGCGAACCAGAACGCCAUCGUCAAGCAGCUCCCGGCCGUGGAGACCCUGGGAUCCGUCACCGUGAUCUGCUCAGACAAGACUGGGACCCUGACCAAGAACGAGAUGACUGUACAGAGGGUGCAGACGACGGAGGCGCAGUACCCCGUGAAGGGGGUAGGGUACUCUCCCGAGCUGGGAACGAUCGUGGACCCCAACUCGGGAGAAGAGCUGGCUGCAGAGCACAAGGGGAGGGUCAAGCAGAUGUUUGAAGGGGUGGUUCUUUGCAACGAUUCGGGCCUCAACGUUGACAGCAUCAAUGGGAGGAUGACGUACAUCCCUGUCGGGUACCCGACUGAAGUCGCCCUGCUGACACUCGGAAUGAAGCUCGGGAUCCCGGACUUGCACAUCUUCAAGAAAGCGCAUCCCCGUGUGGCCGCUGUGCCGUUUGCCUCCGAGCACAAGUUCAUGUGCUGCGUGCAUGCCACCAGCACCGAUCCCAACGCUCCCCUCGUCCUCCACGUCAAGGGAGCUCCCGAUCGCAUCCUUCCCCGCUGCAAGAACCAGGUCUGCGAGGACGACGUCAACCGCACCCAGCCGCUGGUCACCAAGUUCUGGGAGGACCGGGCAGCGGACAUGAGCUCUGAGGGCCUGAGAUGCCUUGCUGUGGCCCGAGCUGACUGGGACCGCUCCAAGGUCUCCGACGAGAUGGACGCCGACAUCCUCCUCAAGGCUCCAGAGCCGUUCCUCACCCUCAUCGGCCUCGUCGCCAUCCUCGACCCGCCCAGGGAGGCAGCCAUCGAGGCCUGCGGGGUGGCGAAGACUGCUGGCAUCCAAGUCAAGAUGAUCACCGGGGACCACCCGCAAACUGCCGCCGCCAUAGCGAAGCAGUUGGGCAUCUUCCCCCCCAACCUUCCCAGCACGGAGGUGAAGACCUUCACUGGGCCGCAGCUGGACGCGAUGAGCGAGGAGGAGAUGGACAAGAUCGUGCUGGGGUGCAACGUGUUUGCGCGAGCGUCGCCGGAGAACAAGAUCCAGAUUGUGAAGUCGCUCCAGCGGGUCGGGCAGACAUGCUCGAUGACAGGGGACGGAGUGAACGACGCUCCCGCCCUCAAGGCGGCGAACAUCGGGGUGGCGAUGGGGAUCACAGGGACGGACGUGUCCAAGGAGGCGGCAAAGAUGGUGCUGGCGGACGACAACUUCGCUACGAUUGUGAGGGCGGUGAGGGAGGGAAGGAGAGUGUGGGACAACCUUGUCAAGAUCCUGCUCUACAACAUGCCUGUCAACUUUGCCCAGGGACUCUCCGUGUUCUUCGCCUACGUGCUGCGGCUCGAGACUGUCCCGCUGACCGCCAUCCAAGUGCUCUAUGUCAACAUGAUCACUUCAGUCACCAUGGGGCUGAUGCUCGCCAUGGAGCCGGCGGAGGACUCCAUCAUGGAGCGACCGCCGCGCAGGAAGGGGAAGAGGCUGUUUGGAAGGAUGGUAGCAUGGCACUGCCUCUUCGUCUCCGCCUGCAUCGUGACCUGCGUGCUGGCGAACUUCGACAUCGAGAUGAGGAGGCACGAGGAGACCGGGGUGGGCAGGAGGGCAGGCGAGGUGCUGAUGACGACGAGGGUCAAGAAGGCGAGGGCUGCGGCGUUCAACAUGCUGGUGUUCGGAGAGAUCGCCUACGCGAUCAACUGCCGGUACCUGAGGUCGACAAGUAUCAGGAUGGAGAUCAUCACAGGGAACAAAUGGUGCUGGAUCUCGAUCCUGAUCACCGCCGUCCUCCAGGUCUUCCUCACCUACACCCCAGGCGUGAACAGCUUCUUCUCCAACGAGGCCAUCGACGGCAUCGCCUGGCUUCGCAUCUUGGGCAUGAUGAUCGCCAUCUUCCUCUUCGUGGAGCUUGAGAAGGCCAUCGGGCCCAAGUACCUCAUGCCGCUCAUUCGCCAGAUGGGACUCUGCCAGCCGUCAGCUGGAGGGACAGACAUGUCAGAGGACGAGCGGGAGCACUUCAGGUUCCUUGCUACCAGCGCGUCCACGAUCGGCAUGCCCAUACGCAGAUCGCGCUCCUUGUCAAGGUCGGAGAGCAGGGAUAACUUCCCGCACGGCACGAGCCAGCCAGUGUCGCACGGGCCGCCGCCAAGGAGGUCGACAAGCAGAGGAAGCAGCUUCGAUCACUUUCCGUUCGGGAUCAGCCACGAUCAUGCCAAGAGGGAGGCGGCGUACGACAGAGUUUGA
Guillardia theta CCMP2712 is the source of this 3132-nucleotide messenger RNA. RefSeq lists its product as hypothetical. Gene Ontology annotation, cellular component: membrane. Gene Ontology annotation, biological process: intracellular potassium ion homeostasis; sodium ion export across plasma membrane; intracellular sodium ion homeostasis. The record is from RefSeq and is a predicted model, not a curated record. The coding region runs from base 1 to 3132 and encodes 1043 amino acids. Gene Ontology annotation, molecular function: P-type sodium:potassium-exchanging transporter activity; ATP hydrolysis activity; ATP binding. The transcript has 2 exons. Lineage: Eukaryota; Cryptophyceae; Pyrenomonadales; Geminigeraceae.